Molecule: messenger RNA, 2460 nt
Organism: Saccharomyces paradoxus
Lineage: Eukaryota; Fungi; Ascomycota; Saccharomycetes; Saccharomycetales; Saccharomycetaceae
Gene: MEF2
Product: mitochondrial elongation factor MEF2
Exons: 1
Coding region: 1-2460 (819 amino acids)
Biological process (GO): mitochondrial translation; ribosome disassembly
Cellular component (GO): mitochondrion
Molecular function (GO): GTP binding; GTPase activity
Source: RefSeq, a predicted model, not a curated record
AUGUGGAAAUGGAGUGUGCGCAGAUGGGCGGGUGCAAGAGUAAACACUAGCAGGAAGCAAUUGACUAUAAUUAGUGUUGGAAGUAAACACUUAUCGACAGCAAGAAUUUCACUGUCGAAGGUAAGAAAUAUAGGAAUUAUAGCCCAUAUCGAUGCAGGUAAAACUACCACGACAGAGAGGAUGCUUUACUAUGCGGGAAUCUCGAAGCAUAUUGGAGACGUCGAUACUGGAGAUACAGUGACUGAUUUUUUAGAACAGGAGAGAUCACGAGGUAUUACAAUUCAAAGUGCUGCGAUUUCAUUCCCCUGGAGGGACUCUUUUGCAAUAAACCUUAUUGACACGCCAGGACAUAUAGAUUUCACCUUUGAAGUGAUUAGGGCAUUGAAGGUCAUUGAUUCAUGCGUGGUCAUUUUGGAUGCUGUUGCCGGUGUGGAGGCACAAACAGAGAAGGUUUGGAAGCAAAGUAAGUCGAAGCCCAAGAUCUGCUUUAUUAACAAAAUGGAUCGUAUGGGGGCCAGUUUCAACCAUACAGUUAAUGAUUUGAUAAAUAAAUUUAUGAAGGGAACAACUACUAAACCAGUACUGGUAAAUAUCCCGUACUAUAAAAAACAACCGGCUAGCAACGAUUAUAUUUUCCAAGGUGUCAUUGACGUCAUAAAUGGGAAAAGAUUGACCUGGAAUUCAGAAAAUCCUGAUGAAAUUAUGGUUGAUGAUUUGGAUAGCACUUCUCUUGAACAAUGCAAUCGUUGUAAAGAAUCAAUGAUAGAAACUUUGACCGAGUACGAUGAAGACUUAGUCCAGCACUUCCUAGAAGAAGCAGAAGGUGAUUACUCUAAGGUUUCAGCACAAUCUUUGAACACUUCAAUAAGAAAACUGACUAUGAAAAAUAUGAUUGUACCUAUCUUGUGCGGUGCAUCGUUUAAAAACAUUGGCAUACAACCUCUAUUAGAUGCUGUUGUUAAUUAUCUCCCUUCACCCAUUGAAGCCGAACUACCAGAGCUGAACGAUAAGAAUGUUCCAAUGAAAUAUGACCCCAAAGUUGGAUGUCUGGUAAACAACAAUAAAAACCUCUGCAUCGCCCUUGCAUUCAAAGUGAUUACGGAUCCGAUCAGGGGUAAACAAAUAUUCGUUAGGAUUUAUUCAGGUACACUAAAUAGUGGCAAUACCGUUUAUAAUUCUACUACUGGGGAAAAAUUUAAAUUGGGCAAAUUACUUGUACCCCAUGCAGGAACAUCACAACCUGUAAAUGUUUUAACUGCGGGCCAAAUAGGACUACUAACCGGAUCCACAGUUGAAAGCAACAUAUCUACUGGUGACACAUUAAUAACGCAUUCGUCGAAGAAGGAUGGUUUGAAGUCGCUUAAUAAAAAAAAGGAGCUAACGUUAAAAAUCAAUUCUAUCUUCAUCCCCCCACCGGUUUUCGGCGUUUCCAUCGAACCAAGAACUUUAAGUAAUAAAAAGUCAAUGGAGGACGCUUUGAGCACAUUAAUCACUGAAGAUCCCAGUUUGUCAAUUUCUCAAAAUGAAGAGACUGGCCAAACAGUUUUAAAUGGUAUGGGUGAGUUGCAUCUCGAAAUUGCCAAGGAUCGAUUGGUUAAUGACUUGAAAGCAGAUGUUGAAUUUGGUCAAUUAAUGGUGUCCUACAAAGAAACAAUUAAUUCAGAAACAAAUGUAGAAACGUAUGAGAGUGAUAAUGGAUAUAAAUUCUCUUUAUCUGUGUUCCCAAAUGCCGAUGCCCUUCCUAACUGCAUUAGAUAUCCUAUAGGAAUCAACGAUAAUUAUUUGAUAAUGGAAAAAAAUGGUAAAUGGGAUAAAGAAUGGAAAUGCCAAGUCUCUCUGGAGUCAAUUUUAAAUUCUAUUAUAGCAAGUUGCAUUGUGGGACUUCAGAGAGGCGGAAAACUAGCUAACUUUCCACUGUAUGCAUGCUCUAUCAAAAUCAAUAGCGAUUGGUCAGUGCCACCAGAUAUUGAAACUCCACAAGAAAUCUUAAAGAUUACUAGAAACCUAAUUGUCAAAGCCCUUAAUGACUUGCCACCUGAUAAGUACGUACUUCUGGAACCCAUCAUGAAUCUGGAUCUAACGAUUCCUCAAUCAGAUGUUGGUACCGUACUGCAAGAUUUAACAGGCGCAAGGAAAGCCCAAAUUCUUUCUAUCGAAGACGAAUCAAGUCCGGCAAUUUCUGGUACACCCUCUUUUAAUUCUUCGGAGAAUAACGAUAGGAUAUAUAUCCCCUCCGAUGUUAUUACAACCUUGCACGCAACCCAAGAUAAAAGGAAAACGCAAGACACCAAUUGUAAUAUAAGAAAGAUCAUAAAAGCUAAAGUGCCACUAAAAGAAAUCACAGCCUAUACCAACAAGUUAAGGAGCUUAUCACAAGGGAGGGGUGAAUUUAAUAUUGAAUAUUCUGGUAUGGAGAAAGUUACUAACGAUCGUUUACAGUCAAUACUUCACGACUUGUAG